UUUCCCAUGUGCAAUAAAAUAUAUAUAUAUAUCUUUUUUUUUUGCUAACGUAAAGAAAAUAAUGUAAAAUAAAAUAAAACUUCACAAAUUAUGAUUUAGGCCGUGGAUUUCUAUGGUGGUAAUGCUAAGCAAAGCUGGAAAAGAAAAAAAGGAAAAAAAAAAAAAAGAAGAAGAAGACUCUCUCUCUCUACACCCACACACACUCUCUCUCUAUGUACACACCCUUGUGUUUGUCAGGGCUUUUACACCUCUUUCUUAUUACAGAGAACAAAAGUAGAGGUUAGAGCGAACUAGAGAGAGGAGAAGGAGAGAGUGGUGGUGGUGGUUGAGUGUGCGCGCGGCGGCGCGUCUGAUUCUGCGCCGCCUUGGGUUCGGGAAUGAGAUUCUGGGAAUGAUUUAGAAUUAGAAUUAGUAUUGGUAUUGUUAUCAUCACUAUUACUAUUUUUAUUUUUCUUCUUCUUCGCCGAGUUCGCUUCAUUCCCACGGUAACUUGGUGCCUUUGAUAAGGGAAGAAACAAAGAUUGAUUCAGAUUCUGAUUCGGAAACAAGGCUUUCCUAUUUGGGAUUUGUUUUUCUAUAAUUCUGGCGGAACUUAGAGGAACCCUAGCGUUCCUUGUUCAACCCUCAGUGUCGGCGAGUUUAUUACCAGAUCGAUUCGAUUUCAAGCCGAAGAACAAGAAGAAGAAUAGGAGGAGAGGGUUUCACGAGGUUAAAAUGCUUUGGGUUAAGAGGCUUUCUGGUUUUGUGUCAGCUGCAAUGGUGUUGAUUGUUCUAUCGCCUUCGCUUCAAUCGUUUCCACCGGCAGAAGCAAUCCGAUCCUCACACCACGAUUCUCAUCUCUUACGUCUUCGCCCCGAUGAUUCCCUAAAUCCAUUCUCAUUUCGUAAGGCACCGACUUUUCGCAAUGCCGAUAAAUGCAGCUCCGCAGACCCCUCAAUCCGUUCUCCAAUAAGUGUCUGUGAUCCCAAUUUGGUCCAUGUCGCUAUUACUCUCGACGUUGAAUACCUCCGUGGCUCGAUCGCCGCCGUUCAUUCGAUUCUUCAGCACUCGCUGUGUCCGGAGAGUGUGUUCUUCCACUUCUUGGUUUCCGAGAGCAACCUCGAAGCGCUAGUACGAUCCACGUUCCCUCAACUCAACUUCAAGGUCUAUUACUUUGAUCCGGCAAUUGUACGUGAUCUGAUCUCGACGUCGGUAAGGCAAGCGUUGGAACAGCCGUUAAAUUACGCCCGGAACUACUUAGCGGACCUACUCGAGACCUGCGUUCGGCGCGUGAUUUAUCUGGACUCGGAUCUGGUUGUGGUGGAUGACAUUUGGAAGCUAUGGAGAACGAGUCUCGGGUCGAGAACAAUCGGAGCUCCGGAAUACUGCCACGCAAACUUCACCAAGUAUUUCACGGCGAGUUUCUGGUCGAACGGUCACUUCUCGUCGGCUUUCUCGGGGCGGAAGCCUUGCUACUUCAACACCGGCGUGAUGGUGAUGGAUCUGGUUAAGUGGAGGCGGGCCGGGUACACGAAACGGAUCGAGAGGUGGAUGGAGAUCCAGAAGAGCGACCGUAUCUACGAGCUGGGGUCGUUGCCACCGUUCCUUCUGGUCUUUGCCGGACACGUGGCACCCAUCGAGCACCGCUGGAACCAACAUGGGCUGGGCGGCGACUACGUCAAAGGCAGCUGCCGUGACCUCCACCCUGGUCCGGUUAGCCUCCUGCAUUGGUCCGGAAGCGGCAAACCAUGGCUGCGGUUAGAUUCAAAACGGCCAUGCCCACUCGACGCUCUCUGGACACCAUACGAUUUGUACGGACACUCACAGUGAAUCAAAUACAAAGGGGUUAGGAUUCAUCGACGGUAAAUUCCCACCAGUACUGUUUUUUUUGUCACUUUUCUUCUUUUUUACUUCUAAAUUUGCCAUUUUUCUCCAUUAUUUUGUGUCUUCUUCUUCUUACUCUGAGCUACUCAUUUUUUAUAUAACAAUUACAUUUUUUUUACCUCUUUGUUAUUAUUUAGUUGGGUUUAUUUGUAUUCUAUUCUAAUCUUGUUCUUUUUUUAGUCUUUCUUCUGCAAAUAAAAGAAAAGAUACUCAAUUUGUUAUUGUA
Cannabis sativa is the source of this 2089-nucleotide messenger RNA. RefSeq names its product probable galacturonosyltransferase-like 7. The transcript has a single exon. Gene Ontology annotation, cellular component: Golgi apparatus. Bases 715 to 1809 code for a protein of 364 amino acids. The record is from RefSeq and is a predicted model, not a curated record. Lineage: Eukaryota; Viridiplantae; Streptophyta; Magnoliopsida; Rosales; Cannabaceae. Gene Ontology annotation, molecular function: glycosyltransferase activity.